Molecule: messenger RNA, 5636 nt
Organism: Phalacrocorax carbo (great cormorant)
Lineage: Eukaryota; Metazoa; Chordata; Aves; Suliformes; Phalacrocoracidae
Source: RefSeq, a predicted model, not a curated record
GUCGCCGCCGCGGGCCGCCGUGCGCGGGGGCGGGGCGGGCGGUCCCGCGGGCCGCAGCGGCCGUGGGUGCCGCGCCGCGGGGCAGGGAGCCAUGGCCGGCGCCGGGCGCAAGAAGCACGUCCGGUUCGCCUCCCCGGGGGAGGCGGCGGCGGGAGCAGCGACGGCGGGGACGCGCCUCCCCGCCGCCUCAUACGCGGAGGUGGCCCCGGCCGGCGGCGGUGUCCGGCGGGGCGUGCGGGGCGCGGAGGGAGCGGCGCUGCGGUGGUGCAUCUCCGGGGCGCUGUGCGCGGCCUUCCUGGGGCUGGGAAUGAGCAUCGCGGUGCUGGGACCCACCUUCCAAAACCUGGCAGCCAACGUCCGCAAGAACGUCAGCGACAUCUAUUACAUCUUCGUGGGCCGGUCGCUGGGCUACCUGGGCGGGUCGGUGCUCGGGGGGGUGCUCUUCGACUGGAUGAACGCCCACCUCCUUCUGGCAUUAUCCAUGUUUGGAACAACGGUUGGUCUUUAUGGGAUACCCUGGUGUAAGAAAUCCCUGCUGUUAACUGUCUUGAUGUCAGUUAUUGGAGCGUCCAUGGGAAUUCUAGACACAGGUGGCAAUGUUCUGGCACUGAAUACCUGGGGAGCAGAGGCUGGGCCACACAUGCAGGCUUUACACUUCAGUUUUGCUGUCGGUGCGUUUGUGGCUCCGAUCCUGGCUAAAAUGGCCUUGGGCGGCUCCGAAUCUAAAGACCUUCCCCUAGCUGAAAAGGCAAACCAGUCUGUCCCGAGGCCUGUGCCAACAGCAUCAGCUGCAUCAGCUGCGUCAGCACUGAAACACCAUCUUGGUGCAGAUUUUUUGUGGUCCUAUGUUGUCAUAGGGACCUAUCUUCUGUUUGUUUCUUUCUUCUUUUUUAUUUUGUAUUCAAAGGGCAGCUCGGCUCGAGACAAAUCAAAGGCUUCUUUGCAGAAAUGCAUGUUUGCCAAACACCAUUAUGCCCUUAUUUUUCUCCUGUUCAUCUUCUUCUUCUGCUAUGUGGGAGCAGAGGUCACCUACGGCUCUUACCUAUUUACUUACGCAAAGGUCUUUGCCGAGAUGAAAGAAAACGAAGCAGCCGCUUUGAAUUCUGUCUUCUGGGGCGCGUUUGCCGCUUGCAGAGGAGUGGCAAUAUUUUGUGCUGCUUGCUUGUACCCUGGCACCAUGAUCCUGCUGAGUAUCACAGGCUCUGCCAUCUCCUCUUUGUGCUUGGCCUUCUUUGCGAGGUACCCGGCCCUGCUGUGGGUGGGAACCGCCAUGUACGGAGCGUCCUUGGCCACCAUCUUUCCCAGCGGCAUUUCCUGGAUAGAACAGUACACGGUCGUGCAAGGAAAGUCGGCUUCUCUCUUUGUGAUCGGUGCCGCGCUGGGCGAGAUGUGCGUUCCUGCCGUGGUGGGGUAUCUUCAAGGAAGGUUCCACCACGUUCCCGUGGUUAUGUACACCGCCUUGGUGACUUCUGCCAUGACAGUUCUGCUCUUCCCUCUGAUGUACAAAUUGGCCAACUCGGCCGGUGAGAGCGACCUGAAAGAAAUGGGUGAGAGCGAGGACCGGAAAGCUUUGUUGUCAAACUCGGGGCUUCAUGAGGAUGAAGAGGACGAGGAGGAUGCGGAAGACUGGAAUGAAGCAGACUUUGAGGUAAUAGAAAUGAACGACACGCUGAGAAACUCUGUGAUAGAGACCUCCCGUAAGAUACCUGGGGGCUCUCCUGCCAAGGGCUCUCUUCAGCCCCGGCUGGACGAUGUAUCGCGCGAUUCUGCAGUGGUUGCUGGUGGGUCCCCUGGGAGAAAAAAUGUGAAUGUUGACCGGGAGAAGAAUGAUUGAAGUAAAAAGCUGACUUUUUUUUUAAAAAAAAGGGAAAUGCAAUUGACUUGUGGAAGUAGUUUGAGAAUGCCUUUAUAGUGGUGCAGAGCUCAGCGUGUCUAUUUCUGUGUUUGUCCGGCCUUUCUCCUCUUCCAUAUGCAGGCUGCAGCGAUCUCUCUCUCGGAGUGGGAGAGUCCACUGCGGUGUGACUGGGGUAACGUGAGAAAAUGUAUAAACUAUACCAAAAAAUGUUAAAACAUAAGAGAUGUUUUAUAAAUGUGAGGCAUGCUUUGAAGUGAUACGUACUGUAAUAAGAACCAACUGGGGAAGAAGGGGACUGCUCAGCCCGCUCAGUUUUUUGGGGGUGGGCAGAGGGUGCAGUUCCGAGGCGCUCGGUCACAGAAUGUUUCCAUUGAGAGAGGAGAGAAAUCUGUUAUCAGUGAUGCUGAGCUGCUUAUCUCGUGAAAGAAGAAUGUUUCCACUGCACUGGAAGUUUGCGUGUGACAGAAACCAGAUGAUCAAGUCAAAUUUCACGUGAUGCCCAGUGGCUGUGGAUCAGAUAGCCUGGUGGCAAGCUAUACAAUUUUCUGGUUCUGUCACUAAGACAAGAAAAAAAAAAUUAAACUUUUAGGAGUGGAACCACAGCUUUGGGCGAUUUAAGAGUGGUGUAUGGGAAGGGGGACAAAAUGGGUCAUGUUAAUCUGCUCUAAUGCUUGACUCUGAUCUACUAGUUAAACAGUGGUGGCAAAACUAAAUAGUCUGAAGUACUUGUGAUUGUACUCGUGAGUUUGAUUGUUGCACUACCGCGGAAAUCAAGAAAUGUAUGAAGAAGAUGAUAAAAUGAUAUGUAAACAGAUUACUUAAUCUAUGGUAUUGACGUAGGGCUGGGGUAUUUUUAAGCCAGUCAUUUAAAUUAAGGUUGUAGCAACUUUUCUGGCUUCCUGUGCCAAGACUCGAACACGGCGAUGUGUUAAAAUGAAAACUGGAGCACGAGAGGGACUUUCGGAUGCGCCUGCCCUUUCAGGCUGUGCUGUGCGCUCACUUGCCCCGUGCCCGUUGGGUUGGUGCCAUUUGGGCUCUGUUUCUUUGGGCGAUGACUUCCAGGCAGGCUCUUCCUAGCAGAGCAGCAGUGGUUUGUGUUUGUAGGUUCAUUGCUAAGCACGAAGACCCUGGAGGGAGCAGUUGUGCCAGUGAGCCCUCCCCAGUAAGAGCAAAAAAAAGGAGCAGCAGCUAAUGGCAGAAAUCUGACUCUGAGACAGAAGUCUUGCAGUUUGUCUACUUGAAACUCCAAAUUCAUAGGUUAAGUGGGUUUUUUUUUUUUAUGGCUGUGUGAUCAGAAUGUGCUCGUGUUUGGGUUCUCUCUUUUUUUUUUACUUUGCACUGAGUAUUUUUCUUCCUAAGACGUUUAAUUUACUAACAAAGGAGCUCUAGCUGUAGCAUAGCACAGACCCUUAGAUGUACAAUGUAUUUCAGGUCUAUUUUUGUUCCCUCUCUCGUCCUCUGCGUGUGCAACCUACAACCAUGUGGCUUUUUCUUCUGAGACGUUAGUAAGAAGCAGGAACCAACUUGUAGUGAAAAUGCAUAAUUUUUUUGCACCUUGCAUGGUGGAGGGCCUCCCUCUGCUGGCAGCACUUAAAUGCUGUUGUGUUUUUGCCUGCUUCCUUUUUCUUCCCUUGUGUGCACGCACCCUUCUGUGGCAUCUUUUCCAGUGCAAUGCAUGAACCUGCCCUUUAAAAUAUGGCCUUGUUUCACUUGCUACACAAGGGAUGCUCAUCUUUGCUUAAAGUAAGGGCAAAUGCUUUUAAAUGCCAGGCCAUGUUCUAGGUACAUGUGACAGCAUUUGUUCAACAGGAGUAAGUCUGUAAAGCAGUGUGUUUAGUGUUGUAUGGUAACAGUGGAGGUGGUGGCUUAAAUGAAUGCAGCUGAAGCCUGCGUUACUGCAACUUGCCUUUUCCUCCUGCAUGCUGCAGUAACGGCUUUGGGUGUGCAGAAAUUUGGGGGUGUCAGCUGCCACUAAGGAGAAAUCCCACUGGUGGGUGGGGAGAGAGGAAUGAUAACUGCUGCUGCUCAGCUUUUGGGGAAGUCCCUGCCCCACCCCAGGAGGUCACAGGGUUCCUUUGGCAGAAACUGGGUUUGGUGCAGGAGAAAUGACAAAAGAUUUGGAAAUGGUUCUGUGGCAGCCCUGGCCGCAACUGCAGCCCAUCGGCUUUACCUUGCAUCAACAGCGAUUUAAACGUUUCCCUGUACCUGAGGUCAUGCUGCCACAAGAAAAUUAGUUUAAGAAACACACCUGGCAACAGGAAGAUUUUAAACAAUCCCCAAGUUAUAUGCCAAUUUUUGGAAUGAAAUUCCAAAUUGGAAUGUCCUGCACACAAGAUUGUUCUCAGGGAUAGUUUACACAUCUUGCAUAAUCAAGUACUAAAAAACCCAGAAAAUGAAAUGAAAGCCACAUCGGGAAAUGUGCUGUAACUGCUUUGAGCCUUAGCUACUUAUUGCUCAUAUAUACACAGUUAGUUGUGUUUCUGACCACUGUCUUCUCAACAAAUGUAAAAAUACUGUGCUUUUUUUAACUGGCUGUAUUAAUUCCUGCAUGAGUUCCUUGAAUUCAUCCCCCUUUUUCCCCUUAGAGCAGGGGCCCCGAGUUGUAGGAAUGCAGCAACAGCCUGGACUGCCACAGUAAGAGCAGCCUUUUACAGGAGGUGGAGAAUGCAAAAAGCAGCGGCAGGACAACAGAGCAGGACUCCCACAGUUACCUUGAGCAGUACCAUGGCAAACCACGGCCGACUGAUACGUAGAGGCCUCCGCCUGGCCAACGUCUAACUUUUGAGUCAUCCUAGUGAGCACAUAGAGCCUUCAGUGGUGUAGCUCUGGCCUCAAACUUGAAAUGAAAUAGGCUUCCAGAACUUGUUCUCCUUAUCUCCCAACUGCAUGCUUCUAAUAGCAGUGGCUGCCCUUGAAUAAAAAUGAAACGUUUAAAGCAAUUUAAGGUUAAAGCAGAUCUAGGACAUUUCCACAAUGAAUCCAGCUCACGGCAGUUUCAGACUUCUUGGUGUUCAAGGCUGUAGCUUUCCUAGUUGUUGGAUUUUGCUGUUCUGCUAGGCUUGGUUUUUUAGACAAUGAAUGUUAAGUUUUUACGUGUUUAAAUUUCCUUCCAAAGUAAAUUGCUUCCUGGCAUACACAGUUAAAAGUGAGGAUCUAUUUAUAGUGCCUUUUAAGUUACAGGUCCUCCAGAAAGCUUCAACACUUACAUGUUAUGGGUUGGAACUACUUGGAGUAAGCUGUAUUGCUUUACCAUUGCCUUGCUUAUGCUAGAAAAGUCAUUGCUGUAUGGAGGACAAGGCCUGUGGUCCAUGGAUUAGAUAUCUGAAUUUAUUAAUAAUCAUAUUUUUGUCUGUAAAGCCAGGACUGAGGUGAAGAUGAGCACUUACCCAUUUACUCCAGGGUUAAAGGCAACCUCUUGCACUUAAGCAUCAUUUAAAUAUAUUUAUUUGCCCAAUGCUGGAUGGUGCCACAAGCACCAACACCUUAGUCCUGGCCUUUGCACCUUUAUUCUGUCAGUGACCAAUGCUGGAACGCAAGAGUAGGUGAAGGUUGGUGCCUUGACCUUUUUUUUUUCUUAGUUACUUUGCAUAAAAGCGCAUCACAAUCUGAGGAUGUUCUAUUAUAGAUUUAGUAAGUUUUUAUUCUGCUUGGUGUGGGUUUACAUUGUACUGUAUAAUGUGAAAUUUAAUUGACUUGUAUCUUGAAUGUAAUAAAUCCUGAACUGGAAAAGGCACUCAGGUUCCUUGAUGUAAAUAAAAUUUUGUUCUAUUUUUCAAAGCUA